AUUUUCAUUUAGAGCUCUUCCUCUAUUUUGCUAUUAAAUUUAGUGGUAGAGUUUUGCACAGGUCAAAGGCUAUUGUUUUUGUUUUGCACUUUACCCUUUAUAAAUAAGAUUUUGCCAUGAGAUUGAAAAAUUAUUAAAAUGCAUACUUUUCGAAACAUCCGACAAAUACUUACAUAUUGCAAGCUUUCUAAUGUGAGUUAUUCACUUCAUCACCUUGGCCUUGUUAACUAUUAACUAUGUUAAUUAAAUUUAUUAUUUUUUUUUAAAAAUUAAGAAUAAAAAAUCAGGGGUGUUAUUGUUAUCAACGAAUUCAAUGACACUUGACGGCGAAUGCAGAGAAUAGGUGCCAUUAAUUAGGGAUACAUUUAGGGUUCAGGUUAGGUUUAAGGGCUAAUGCUACUAAGACUAAGAGAUGUAAAUGUAAAUGUAGCCAUGACAUGACGUGGUAGUAGCCAUAAUAGUAGGCAUAACCUGGCAGACCCAAGAAGGCCACAGACUAUAUUUUAGUGGACGGGAGUACACACACACGAACAAGGAGUUGGCUUCCUUGUUCAUAAAAACAUUAAGAACAGUAUUAUGAUGAGUUUCGAGCCGGCUCAUCACUCUUCGUCUAAGGCGACUAAACUAAGGGCAACACUGUUCAACAUCACCAUCGUACAUGCGUAUGCACCAACUUCAGAUUUUAAUUACAAAGAAGUGGAUGACUUCUACCAUCAACUCCAGGAUGUGCUGAACCAAACCCCCAAGAAAGACAUUCUUAUCGUUCAAGGUGAUUGGAAUGCCAGAAUAGGAGAAGAUUCCUAUGCAAACUAGAAAGGAACUUUGGGGACGCCACUGUAACGCAACUUCAAACGAGAGAGGUCUGAGGCUCUUGGAAUUAGCCAGCUUUAACGAACUCAUACUGGCCAACAAGCUGGGUGCACAUAAAAUAUCCAGGAAAACCACAUAGCAUAGCCCCAAUGGGAAACAUCACAAUCAGAUUGACUACAUCAUGCUGCAAACACGCUUUCGGUCUAGUAUAAACAUUGCCAAGACUCGCUGCUUCCCAGGAGCUGACAAUGGAGGUGACCAUGAUCUAGUCAUGAUGACCUUAAGGCUGCACUUAAAGGGGGUAAAUAAACAGGGGUUUACCACAAACAAUUUCAACCUUGACAAGCUGAAGGAUCCUAAAUUAGCAGAAGUCUUCCAAGCAAUGAUAGGAGGAAAAUUUGCAGCGCUUAACAUUAUAGAUGCCGACUGUUCAGAUAUGGAGACAUUGAUUGAUAACUUAAACACAGCUGUGACGGACACAGCUCAUGACAUCCUUGGUAAACGUCGACCAACCCAAAAACCAUGGGUGACAGCUGACAUCCUCAAUCUGUGUGAUAAACAGAGGCAGUUAAAGAAAACAAAGAUGGUAGAUACAGAGGGAGCCAAUAAAUAUAGGACAGUUAACCAAGCCAUCAAAAAAGGUAUGAGAAGGGCAAAGAAGAACUGGAUUGAAGAGCAAUGCUAUGACAUUGAAAACUGCUUGAAGAAAAACAAUAGCAAAAAGGAAUACCAGUUGGUGAAAGAAAUAACCACUGCAAAGCAAGGGCGUAGUACAACCAUACAAGAUAAAAAUGGUUGAUGUUUGACAGAGGAAAACAAUAUCCUGAAAAGAUGAACUGAAUACUGCUCAGAGCUGUAUAAUGAAAAUAUAAAGAUAGACCCAGAGAUCCUUAAUGUCCCUCCAGCAACAGACAAUGAAAACAACCCUAUUCUCCACGCAGAAGUAGAAGCAGCAGUACAAGCACUCCAAAUAGGAAAAGGCGUAGGAGUUGAUAAUAUCCCUGCCGAUUUGGUGAAGCAAUGAUAAAUGCUCUAAUCAAUAUUUGUAACAAAAUAUGGCUAACGGGGGAAUGGCCCAAAUCACUCAUCAUCACCCUCCCCAAGAAAGGUAAACUACAGCAAUGCCAAAACUAUCCCACCAUUGGCCUAAUAAGCCACCCAAGCAAGGUCAUGAUGAAGGUCAUAUUGAACCUACUAAGACCAUAUGCCGACAGAAUCAUUGCUGAAGAACGUCUUUGUGGAUUUCAAGAAGGCAUUCAACAGGGUUAGGCAUGCUGCUUUAUGGGCCACCAUGAGGCACUACAACAUCAACACAAACCUAACCAGAAUAAUAUGCAGCCUCUAAGAUAAGGCCACCAGUGCAGUCUUCUUUAACAAUAACAUCGGAGAAUGGUUCAAGACCACGGUUGGAGUACGAAAAGGCUGCUUGCUCUCCGCACCCUGUUCAACAUCUUCUUAUAGAGAAUUAUGUCAGAUGCUCUGGAAACGCAUGUAGGGACAGUCAGCAUUGGUGGCAGAACAAUCACCAACCUACGCUUUGCGGAUGACAUAGAUGGACUGGCUGGAAGCGAAGAAGUGGCAGCCAACCUCGUAAAGUGUCUCAACAAGACUUCAUCGUCCUUUGGCCUGCAAAUCAGUGCAGAAAAGACAAAAUUGAUGACGAAUAGCACCACCGGCAUCGCCACUGAAAUUAAGGUCGGGGAGGAAAGAUUAGAGACUGUAGGCAGCUAGGUACCUCGGAGCAAUAGUCUCGGAAGAAGGCUCCAAGCCCAAAUGAUGUCAUCUGUGGCGCCCCAACGGUCCAAGAACUAAGGGACAUGAUGAUAACCUGGCAGCAGCAUAUAGUCUAUAGUAUAGGCUAAAUCAUUUUUUUAAUUUGCAGCCUAUUAAUUUUAAUUAUUAUUAUUACACCAGUAAUUCCUGACCUUUUUGAAUGGCAGAGCCCUUUUUAUAAUAAAUUUCUUUUGGAGAGCCCUAAGUUAAUUCUGUUUUAUUUCCUAGAACAGCUGCAAGCCUCUGAGAAGUUUAUGUGGAGCUCUUAAGGGCUCCACGGAACACUAGUUGGGAACGACUGACACUGGGCUACAAUAUGGUGACACUAGCUUGGGUUGGAGAUGUUCACUUACUUGUCUCUGAAAUCUUAUGUAAUGACACAGAAUACAAAAAUCACUUAAGUUUAACCUGUAAUUUACACAAAAUCAUGAAACAAAUAAAGUGCAGAAGCUUGUAUUACUCAGGCCAUAGUAUCCUAAUAAGCAAUUGAAUAGUUUUAAAAAAUGUAAUAUUUGCACCAUGAAAAGAGUAAAGGAAGAGGUUAAACCUAGUUUGUUGUAUGGUUGUUAUGUCUGUGUUUGUCAGAGGCAGAGGGCUCAUCACCAUCAUUAGGUUUCGCUUUAAAGCCUAAUUGUUAUACGUUUAGGACUAGUAUUACAGAACAGUCAAUAGUGAAUUUCAGGUUUCAUUUCCAGAAUGUUGUUAAAAGUGAAAAUGACUUAACUAAUGUUGAAGAAUUCCAAUGUGGAAGUUUUACUCAUGCAGAUGCUGAAAUGGUUUAUUUUGUCAUUUAACUACAUAAACAAUCUUAUAAUGAUCAACUUUUAAUAAAUUUCUCAAACAGAAGUUCCUUAAUUUUAAACUAAAACUAAAAGAAAUACUGGUAUAAAAAGUGUAAAGUUUUUUUAUUAGAUUUUUAAAAAUGUAUUUUGUCACACUGUCAGUGCCAAAAAAAACCCCAACAUUUAGGUUUCUGUUUAAAAAAUAAAAAAAAAUCUUUUUGUUUUUCAGUUGCUUCAACAAAAUCUUGCUGCUGGUGUUCACACAGGAAGACUUUGUCUUAAACAAAAUAAGGUAGAGUUGCAGAUUUCAUAUAUAAACAAUAAAUGUGUAUAUUUAAGACCAAUGAGGUAUGUUAAAGUAUUUCUUAAAGUUAAUAAAGCUUCAUUUUUUGUUCUUAUUUUUAAGCUUUUAACAUAUGGUACUCUAAAAUUAAGUAGUAUUAUCUAAGCAUCUAAUAGGCAUGUGUGCUUGGUAUGCUCUUUUAUGGCACUGAAGUGUGGACCACAUAUGCCAGUCAUGAGUGGCAACUCAACAACUUCCAUUUCCAUCAAAUAUGUCUGCGUAGCAUUUUACACAUUCAAUGAAAAAUGAAUGGCAGUACAAGGUGCCUAACGCAGAGAUCUUGGAUGUGCAAAAUUGUGUUUCAUAUUCUCAGCUCUUAGCAAGAGGCGCCUUCAUUCCAAAGGAUCUGUUGUAUGGAGAGUAGGCAGAAGGGGCAAGAGUUAUUGGAACAGCCGCGACUGUGAUUUAAGGACAUUUGCAAAAGGAGCAUGAGGGAGGGAAGCCAGUAUAGAAAUCAAAGAUUGGGACAUCAUCACUGAGCACCAAACAGCAGUAUAUGAAGGAGUCAAAAAGGCAGAAAACACGCAGGCCCUGUUAAUAGAAGGGCCAGAGUAUUACUGAAGGCCAAAUUUAACCAGGAGUCAAGGUUCUCCUACGAGAAAUGCAGCCAAGUCUGCCAUUCCAGGAUUGGCCUAGUAAGCCAUUUUUUGAGUGUUCAUAGCUACUCCAUUGUGUCGCGAAGACAGAAGGAUGUAACAUUAUUAUUUAUCAUUUAUCACUCAUAGAUCCUUUAAUUUACCUUAAAGCAUGUUCUCAUAUGAAAAUAAAAUCUUUAAUAUAUUGUUUCCAUAGAAUUUCAAAAUAUAAAUGUCUCUUUCCAUCUUUGUUUGUGACAAAAAUAUAUAUCUAUGAUCUUUAACAAAAAAACUUGUGAGGUACCGGUAUGCAACGAGAAAUGAAGUGUAAUACUUUUGGUGGUAUAGGAAUGAUAUAUAAUUUUGAAAAUAAAAAUACUUCUUUAUUUCCUUCUUGAAAAUAAAAAUCACUACUUUAUUUCCUCCCAUUAAAUUGAUCUGGAAAAAAUUUAAAAAAAAUUACUAUUAACAAUUCUAACCUUUAAGGCAGGGUUUCCCAACCUUUUCUGUAGUCUUGCAUACCUACAAAUUAUUUUACGAUACAUGUACAAAAGUGGCAAUGCGUUUAAAAAUUGAAAAAAAACAACACAAAAAACAAAAGCUUAUUAUGCUUUUUUUAAACCUGCUUUUUGUAAAAAUAUGUUAUUUUAAUUAUGACUAAAAAAAUAUUGCAGACACUUGCUCUGUUAUUAAAAGUUACAGCUCCACAUUAACAUUGCCAAUAAAUGGAGAUGUAUUGAGACCAAGUGCAAUCUAAAAUAAAAGAAUGGUUAAUGAGUGGGCCAGUGGCACAGCUAGAAUUGGUGUCACCGGGUGCGGUCCGCACCCCCCUAGCUAUGCCACUGGAUUGGGCAAUGGAUGAGGAAGAUAGAAACAAACACAUGGUCUAUUUUAAAAAGUAAAUCUCAUUGACUGUAGGUCAAAAUUAUAAAAUGUAAUGCCUGUUUAUUUUUGGAUUGACUGCCUAAGUGUUUUAUUUACUUUUUUAAUUUCAUUUGGGCACUUAUUUUUAUUUAUGUGAUUUAAUGUACCACAGACAGCCAAUAUUUAAUUUCAUCCCCUUAAACAGCCAAUAUUUAAUGCCAUCCCCAUAGACAGCCAAUAUUUAAUAAUUACAUCACUGUAGACAGCCAGAUUUAAUUCCAUCCCUGUAGACAGCCAAUAUUUAAUUCCAUCCCCUUAGACAGCCAAUUUUAAUUCCUGGUCUGCACCCAAUUUGCGGCCUGCGAAGACUUUGGUGAAAAUCUAUCAUCUUAUAAAUUAAAAAUAAUACGGUAAACAAAAACCUUACGAUGUUCCACCAAAUUUUUUUAGUGUAUUUGGAACCACUUAUCUAUGUGAAUAGACAUUUUAAACAAUGAACAUUAAUAAAUUCAAAGAACGCUCAUGUUUGUGUGAUGAUCAUUUGGAAGAGAUCUUGAGGACAGCCACUUCCAAUAUAUCUCCUGAAUAUGAAAAACUUGUUACCAAAAAAUGAUGCAAUGUGUCACAUUAAUUAUGCUGACAAACAAUAUUAAAUUUUUUUUGUAAGAAAUGAAAUAGUCUUUAUCAUUUUCUUAAUAGCUUGCCCCCAUCCUAUUUUCUUUUGGCCCGCAAAAGUUUUUUAUAAAGUAUUACGGCGCGCCUUACAUUUUGAGUCGUGCAGGCCUGCCGUAGGCAGCCAAACUUUAAUUCCAUCCCCGUAGACUGCCAAUAUUUAAUUCCAUACCAGGGUGGCCUCUGACUCUGAUUUAAAAGGUUUUCUACCAGGCUAACGAGUCCAUUUUAACUAGCUGUUUGGCCACAUGAAUUUGAAUUAGCUACAUUUAGGAGACAAUACUACAAAAGGAUUGGGCUUUUAAAGAAAUUCAUUGACCUAAAUAUUUUUCUUUUGAUAGCUGUGGCACCUUGGAAAAAUUAAUCAUGUUGCCUUAGUCAGCCCCGAUCUUGAUAAAAGCACUGCACUAUAUAGGGAUGUCCUAGGAGGAGAUGUUAGUGACAAACAGGUGAGACAAGUCAUUACUAAAUGGGCGAUGCUACUGCCAGAAAUGAUUAAUUUAUAAGAAACAUGGAGUUCAUUUUGAUGAAUUAUCAAAGAAUAAUAUUUAAUAACAGAUCAUUUCCAUAACUAUUCACUAAGUGAUGACAACAUUUAAAAUACUUAAAAACUAAUGUUUGUUAGUUAAGUUAGAGUUACCGGUAGUCACCGACAUUGCAGUGUCCUAAAAUGGGGUGAUUUUAAUCAAUAGCAUUUACAUUAUAUUUACAGCCUUAUGAAACGCUGACACUGCUGUAUUCAGUAAGGUGUGUCUCCAUGUCCAUUUUUAAAAAUAUUGCUUUUUGCCAUAAUUUUGUUUACUUUUUUAAUUUUUUUGGUUUGAAUCCACUAGUACCAAUAAAGGAAUAAAUAUGAAACUAAAGCUGUUUUUUACACAAUUAAUAUUUUCAGGCACUGCCUGAGCAUGGUGUAACAACCGUUUUUGUGAAACUUGGAGACACAAAAAUUGAGGUGAUUAGAACAAAAGUGCUCUCACAGUUUAAAGCAUUUUUUUUAUUAAUAUUAGGUAGCAUCAUAUUUAAAAAGUUGUCCACUGAGUUAAAUCUCUCCCAUGGUCAGCCAAUUGAAAGACCAUCCAUUUGGAAGCAGCUGGUGUUGCACAAACCUGUUACAAAAAUAUAUAUAAUAAUAGGAUCUUAAAAAGAUCAUUUGCAUUGUUAAUUAAGCUGUAUGCUUAUUCAUUUUUCAAAAGUAAAAUUCAUGAAAAAAACCCAACUAUUAUCAGUCAUACCAACAAAUUAAUUUAGCUUUUUAAAGGUCAGGAUCAUUAUACUAAAUUAUAACACACCUCUGUUUUGUACCUGUAGUUGAGAUUUUAACUAAUUUAUUUUUAUUUCUUCAGCUUCUACACCCUUUGGGAGAUAAAAGCCCCAUUCAGUCUUUCUUAGAGAAAAAUAAGUCCGGUGGAAUGCAUCACAUAUGUAUUGAGGUAAUUAUUUUGUCUCCGUCUCUCCCCCCCUCCCAAUUAAUUAUAAUUAAUUUACCUUAUGUUUUUCAAUUCUCUUUUCAAAGGUUGACAAUAUCGAGGAAGCAGUGAAAGAUCUUAAAGCUAAAAAGAUUCGUAUAUUGAGUGAAGAACCUAGAAUAGGAGCUCAUGGAAAACCAGUGAUCUUUCUUCACCCUAAAGAUUGUGAUGGUGUUUUGGUUGAGCUGGAACAAGCUUGAAAUGUAGCUUUAAUUAAUAUAAAUAUAUAGUUUAUUUCUUAAUGCUCAUGUACAUUCAUACCUCAAAUUAAUGUAAUAAAAUGGUCUUUGCAUAUGUUCCCUUUAUUUUAUUAUAAUAUACCUUUCACAAAUAUUUUUUUUACCAAACAAUAGAAAAUAGUUAAAGAUUUAUUUUUGUGUAGGCAUAUUAGAUGAAUAAAUUGGGGAAUACAAUUACUGUUGAUCAAAAUAAUGAGCGGUCAUUUUAUA
Messenger RNA from Lymnaea stagnalis (great pond snail), 7734 nucleotides. Lineage: Eukaryota; Metazoa; Mollusca; Gastropoda; Lymnaeidae. The record is from the annotation of a GenBank genome assembly.